Messenger RNA from Cetraspora pellucida, 597 nucleotides. The record is from the annotation of a GenBank genome assembly. Lineage: Eukaryota; Fungi; Glomeromycota; Glomeromycetes; Diversisporales; Gigasporaceae.
AUGUCUCAAUCUCUAAGCAUGUCCUCAGACUCAGGUACUCAACGAACAUUAUUUACACCAUUCAAAGAUUAUGUGUUUACUACGAAGGAAAUAUUAAGGGCAAUAAGAAUUAUGUUUAAAUUCUUUAGAGUAACGGCCACAAUUUCAUUUCUAAUCUUAAUCAUUCUUGACAUUGUACAAGAAGGAUUCUUUGAGCUUAAAUACAUUUACGAUAUUAUUCUUUUUAUUGCUCUCCUCACUGCCAUUAUUGAUAUUAUGAUAUUUGGAGUUGAACUGUUAUUAUGUAUAUUCAAACGAGAAAUACAUAAAUCAGAUUCAUAUAAACAACAACAAUUACUACAGCAAUUGGAAAAGAAUGAAACAUCACAAUUAGAAAUGAAUCAACAUUCAAGAGGCAGAAAAAUGGUUAUGGUGGAAAUGAUCUUUAGCGUAUUGUUAUUUUUAAUAUAUUUUGGAUUAUCAUUAACCAUAACUGCGCUGUAUGGAUUUUUCUCUGGCGAUGACGAUUCAACCGAAACUGUCAGGAAUGGAUUAAUUUGGAUUAUAGCCUUUUGUUGGUUUUUCUAUUUCAUAUUUACGUAUUUGGAAUAUAGAUAA